AUGAUACUGCAAGACUCUCCAACGGAAUCUAUAAAAACCCUGGUUGACUCAGGAGCCACUUCAAACUUUAUAUCCCCCACCCUAGUUGAAAAAUUGAAAAUCCCAAAAACCCUACUCAAAAAUCCACGAGUAGUGAGAAUGCUAGAUGGUACCAUUUCCCAGACUGGUCGCAUAUGGCACCAGGUACAACUUGCGGUUUUGGUCAAUGACCACCCCCACACCAUUCCUUUCUUGGUAUGCCCUAUAGGCAACACCCCGGCAAUCCUUGGCAUGACUUGGCUAACAGCAGAAUCUCCCUUAAUCAACUGGCAACAGGGCUUAGUCACCUUCCCUGAGCAAGUCCAGAUUGCAUCCAAAGAAGAGGCCGAUUCAGAUUCCCUUGCAGACCUACCCACGGAGUACCACGAAUUUUCCAGAGUAUUUGGCGAAGAGGAAUUUAAGGUUCUUCCCCCCCACAGGGAAUAUGACAUUGCCAUUGACCUACUUCCCAAUGCCAAACUAUCACCUGGACCUAUUUACGGCAUGACUGAUGCAGAAUCAAAGGCGCUAAAACAACACAUUGACGAGGAAUUGGCAACAGGCAAAAUCCGCCCUAGUACCUCCUCGGCAGGCGCUCCGGUCAUGUUUGUAAAAAAGGCAGAUGGCUCCCUCAGAUUGGUUGUCGAUUACAGGAAGUUGAACGAGGUUACCCACAAAAACGUCUAUCCCCUACCAAGACAGGAUGACCUCAUGGCAAAACUCAGGCACGCUAAGAUCUUCACCAAGUUGGACCUAUGUUGGGGCUACAACAAUGUACGCAUCAAGGAAGGAGAUGAGUGGAAGACGGCCUUCAGAACCAAAUACAGCCUCUUUGAAUACCUAGUCAUGCCAUUCGGCCUCACCAAUGCCCCUGCAGCGUUCCAACAUUUUAUGAACGAUCUAUUCAGGGACCUGAUUGACGUAACCGUGGUAAUCUACCUAGAUGACAUCCUCAUCUUCUCGGAGAAAACCAAAGACCAUCCGGCCCAUGUCAGAGAAGUACUAUCCCGUCUCAUGAAGAACCAACUGUUCUGCAAGUUGUCGAAAUGCCACUUCCACGUGACCACCGUAGAUUACCUUGGUAUUGUCAUCUCCCCGGACGGAUUCUCAAUGGACCAAAAGAAGAUUGAGGCUGUCACCUCUUGGCCCACGCCCAGAACGGUUAAACAGGUUCAGGCCUUCCUAGGAUUUGUGAAUUACCUCAGACGUUUCAUCCCCAGUUUCAGCUUGGUUGCACGCCCCCUCCACAACCUCACCAAAAAGGAAACCCCUUGGUCAUGGGGUAACCUAGAGGAAGAAGCGUUCCAGGAGUUGAAGUCCCUUGUUACCCGGUCGCCUGUUCUCAUUCAUUCUAACCCGGACCUCCCGUACUACCUUGAAACAGACGCAUUGGGAGUAGCCAUGGGAGCCAUACUCAGCCAACAAGGUCCGGAUAAUUGGCUGCAUCCCAUUGCCUACAUGUCAAAAUCCUUCUCAGGAGCCAAAGCAAAUUACAACACCCAUGACAAAGAGCUCCUGGCAAUUAUCAAGGCAUUAGAGGAAUGGCAAAUUUUCCUAGAGGCAACGGACAGACCGAUCCAGGUUUUCACAGAUCAUAGAAACCUGGAAUAUUGGAUGCAGGCACGGACUUUUAACAGAAGGCACGCGCGCUGGCGGAUCUUCCUGAGCGAUUUCAACUUUGAAAUCCACUAUCGCCCAGGGAAACAAUCAGGAAAACCGGAUGCUCUCUCCAGAAGAUCGGAUUACACCAAUAUGACACCAGAGCCCAAAGUCAUGUUGCCCGCAGAAGUCUUUGCCAACACGUCAGAAGAAGAACUGGAAAUUGUCACAGAGAUCCGCGCCAAGCUUAGGGAGGACCCAUCCCUUGAUCCUAUCAUCCAAUUCCUCACAGAAGAUGCGGACAACGCUCCCCCUUCAAUUCGUAAGGCAUACAGAGAUUAUGACUGGGAAGAAGACCUCCUCUGGUACCGCGGUAAACUAGUUGUCCCAGACUCGGAAACCCUGAAGGAACAACUACUCAGGGAGUUCCACGACUCUCCCCUGGCAGGGCACCCUGGACAGCAAAGAACCCUGGAGCUCCUAAGUCGCAACUACUGGUGGCCGGGUAUGAAGUCAUCUGCCAAGGAAUGGGUAGAAUGUUGUCCUACCUGUCAAGCCAAUCGCCGCGCUCACGCCCCUGUCAUUACCCUAAAACCCUUAGAAUCUAAUGGGCACGACGCAAUCUUGGUAGUAAUUGACUCUUUUUCCAAGUUUGGACAUUUCAUCCCAACUUCCAAAAAAGUCACCGCAAAAGGUCUUGCUGACCUGUUCAUUGCUCACGUCUGGAAACUCCAUGGAUUACCUGUCAAAACCAUUUCAGAUCAGGGAACUACCUUCACAGGAAAAUUCUUGAGGGCAUUAUAUCAACGACUUGGGGUCAAACCAGCAUUUUCCUUGGCUUACCACCCAGAAUCAGACGGACAAACGGAAAGGGUCAACCAGUUUAUCAAGUUCUACCUGCGAUCUUACGUUGCAGCCGACCAUUCUGAUUGGGCCGCGUGGUUACCAUUGGCAGAAUAUGCAUACAACAAUGCCAAACAUGCAGCAACCGGGAAAUCACCAUUUGAGCUGGUCUAUGGACAAAACCCAGUCAUGAACCCGUCCAACGUACCAGCCAACAUUCCAGAAGCAGACGCAGUAGCGGAUACACUAGCCCGGGAGUGGAAAGAAGCGGAAUCAGCCCUCCGAAUGAGUAAGGAACGUAUGGCCAGGAGUCAAGGAGUAACACCAGAGUUUUCAAUAGGCAAAAAAGUCUGGCUGGAUGGAAGGAACGUGGACCUUAGGACCAAUUCAAAUAAGCUGGACCCAAAACGCCUUGGUCCUUUCAGGGUCAUAGAAAAAAUCUCCAGCCACGCCUACCGCCUAGAACUACCGGAGACUCUAAAAAUCCACAACGUCUUCUAUGUUGGGCUACUAUCAAAAAGCCACGAGUCACCCAGCCAGCCAUUCCCAGAACAACCCCCUCCUGAAACAAUAGAAGGGGAAGAAGAAUAUGAAGUAGAACAGAUCAUUGAUUCAAAACGUCAACGGGGUAAAUGGUUCUAUUUGAUAAAAUGGAAGGGAUACGGCCCAGAGGACAAUUCCUGGGAACCAGAAGAACUGCUGGAACACAGCCAAGAAGAGAUCAAGCGCUUUAAUCAAGCUAGACUCAGAAAGGCUCGUGACGCCGCCAAGAGCCUUUAA
This is a messenger RNA of Rhizoctonia solani, 3240 nucleotides long. Its product is annotated as Retrotransposable element Tf2 protein. The record is from RefSeq and is a predicted model, not a curated record. Gene Ontology annotation, molecular function: nucleic acid binding. Bases 1 to 3240 code for a protein of 1079 amino acids. The transcript has 2 exons. Gene Ontology annotation, biological process: DNA integration. Lineage: Eukaryota; Fungi; Basidiomycota; Agaricomycetes; Cantharellales; Ceratobasidiaceae.